This is a messenger RNA of Beauveria bassiana ARSEF 2860, 1104 nucleotides long. RefSeq lists its product as uncharacterized. The transcript has 4 exons. The record is from RefSeq and is a predicted model, not a curated record. Lineage: Eukaryota; Fungi; Ascomycota; Sordariomycetes; Hypocreales; Cordycipitaceae. Bases 1 to 1104 code for a protein of 367 amino acids.
AUGAUGGAGGUUCAGGGGCCCUGGCUAGCCACUUGCAUGGGCAUCUUCUUUGGAUGGGCAUUUCUGGCCUGGCUCGUACGCGUGUGGGCAAAGUUGCGAAUGCACGUCUGGACGCUGGACGAUUAUGCCAUUUGCGGUUCCAUGAACCUGUAUGCUAGCCAAAUAUUUUACAUCGUUUCGCUUGGUCUCUGCCGAGUGUCGGCAGCCCUCUUCAUCGUAUACAUUUCCCACUCGGGCCCGCACAUUCAGCCAGCGCAGUCGUUGGCCAUCAUCACAGCCGUGUGGACUGCGUCGUCCUUGUUGGCCAUUUGCAUGCGCGGCAACAUUGCCCAGCCGUGGAAGGUGCUCGAUGGGUCUUACACUAUGUUUAGACGAUGGCUAGGUAUUGAAGUGUCUGGCAUCUUUAUCGAGCUGGUCCUGUGGGGGAUGGCAGCCCAUCUCGUCUGGGGCAUCCAGCUCAAGACCUGGAAGCGCAUUCUGAUUAUAUGUGCUUUUGGCGCUCGCUUAUUAGUCGUUGUGCUCGUCGCCGUGCGGCUCGUCCUUCUCGAUCCGCGCGUCAACACCGACCCGGCCCGCGGCGCUACAAUGGCGGAUUUCCUCACAGAGGCGUGCGUGCACUUUUCCAUCAUUUCUGGCUCCGCGACGACACUUAAGCCGCUUCUCAUGUCAUUCUACCCAGCGAACCUGGAGCCCGCCGAGACGUCCACCUCUGGGACACGCUCCAAACAGCGGACGCGCGGGAGAGACAUUGACUACCGCCGCGAAAGAACUAGGCCGGCCAUUUUGAGCAUUGGAAACCAAACUUGUAACAGAAUCAGCAUUCAUCGCGCGGCGGUUAGCGAUAUUACCUGGCGGCCGAUGGGGCAAGGGUUGUUGAAUACGCCCGCGCCGGUCGUCGAGUCGGGAAAUGAGAAUGGCCGUCCGGCGGCGCGGAGCAGUACACGUUUGCACAAGAAUAGCGACGUCGAUGCAAGGCAAAGGGAUGCCAUAUCGGGAAUUAUCAGGAGUGGAGGAGCGUCGAGAACGCCGCCUGGGUCGUCGACGUCGGAUGAUUCAGGGCGGAUGAUGAUUCAAAAGACAGAGGUGAUGACUCAGCACAGGUAG